Messenger RNA from Prunus armeniaca (apricot), 828 nucleotides. Lineage: Eukaryota; Viridiplantae; Streptophyta; Magnoliopsida; Rosales; Rosaceae. The record is from the annotation of a GenBank genome assembly.
AUGUUCUUCAACCCAAAUACGUCUUUAGAGGUGAAGGAUAGGUUAAGGGCUAUUCUUAAUGUCACCAUCUUUGAGGAUCCGGGCAAGUAUCUUGGGCUUCCAACUAUAUGGGGCCGAUCGAAAAAGAUGGUGUUGGCUUUCGUAAAGGAUAAAAUUCUGGGAAAAAUACAGGGUUGGAAGCAUGGCUUACUCUCUCAAGCUGGCAGGGAGGUCUUGAUUAAGUCUGUUGCCCAGGCCGUCCUGUCUUACCCUAUGUCUGUUUUCCUCUUCCCGAAUGGUUUCUGUAAGGAGAUUGACAGUAUUUUGGCAAAUUUCGAGUGGGGUCAAUCUCAGCAAUCAAAUAAAAUUCAUUGGAUCAGUUGGAAGGACCUUGGCAUGCCUAAGAAUGAAGGGGGAAUGGGCUUCCGCAACCUGAAGGAUUUUAAUGUUGCCUUGUUGGCAAAACAAGGGUGGAGGAUGGUGAUGGAACCUCAGGCCUUUUGGGCUCAGUUGCUAAAAAGUAAAUAUUUCCCAAAUGGUGAUUUUCUCCGGGCCGGGAAGGGGGCUAAGUCGUCCUGGGCUUGGUCUAGCUUGCUGUGGAUCCCUAGGUGUCCUGAGCAUGCUCUGCAAUCUAGCCAUCUCAGCCAUGUGGAUUUGGAGGCCAAGGUUGAGACUAUUAUUGACUGCCAAUCUCGUGAAUGGAACUUGGAGGCUAGUGGUGGUAUGUUUUCACCAAAUGCUGCAAAAAUUAUCAGAGCCAUGCCUUUGGGUGAUGGUUGGGAGAAGGACAGGCUUAUCUGGCCUCUAAACCAGACGGAUAUUACACUGUCAAAUCUGGCUAUAACAUGA